CCCCAGUAGCUUGCUUUGGAUCUGUCAACUCAAACCUCGUCACUCAUGAGGUACUCGGCUGUUUGGCGCUCGGUGGGGGCCAUGAGCUGUGGUUCCCUGGUCACCUACUUGACCAUCCGACUGCUCGAUGGCCAGAAGUCCUCGAUUUAUUCAAGCGGAGCGGAGGGAGAUGGACGACGUGAGUCCUUGGCCAGUGGCGCCUGGCUGCAUCACUGGGAUCUGGACAAGCCGCAGCUGCAAAAAGUGGCCAAUGGUCAGGAGUCCUCCGCCCUGCGGCACAUCAUCCUUGUGCGACACGGCGAGUACACAAAGACCUCGGAUGGCAGCCACCUCACGGAACGGGGUCGUCGACAGGCGGAGAGGACGGGUCAAAGGUUGCGCGAAAUGGACUUGAGCUGGGACCACGUGGUGGCCUCCACAAUGCCGCGGGCCGAGGAGACGGCCAUGAUCAUCCUGAAGCAGCUCAAUCUCGAUCCCUUGAAGAUGAAACGUUGCACUUUGCUGCCCGAGGGCACUCCCUAUCCAGGGGAUCCCCCCUCGAAGCGGAGUCCUCGCAGCCUGGAGCUGGCCUACCAGAGGGAUGGUCCCAGGAUCGAGGCUGCCUUCAGGCGCUACUUUUUCCGGGCCAGUCCGGAGCAGGAGCACGACUCCUACCUGCUCAUAGUGGGUCACUCGAAUGUGAUACGCUACCUGAUCCUGCGGGCCCUGCAGCUUCCGCCGGCCGCCUGGACAAGGCUCAACCUGAACCACGGCUCCAUCACCUGGCUGACCGUUUGGCCCUCGGGCUAUGUGACCUUGCGCUGCCUGGGGGAUUCCGGCUUUAUGCCCAUCACCGAGGUGACACAUCGAAGGCCUUUGCCGACCAAAGCCGAUAAUAACUAGCUCACCAAUAAAACUGUACUACCAAGUUCAUCUCGGA
This is a messenger RNA of Drosophila subpulchrella, 919 nucleotides long. RefSeq names its product serine/threonine-protein phosphatase Pgam5, mitochondrial (gene Pgam5-2). Gene Ontology annotation, biological process: positive regulation of mitochondrial fission. NCBI's taxonomy places the organism in Eukaryota, Metazoa, Arthropoda, Insecta, Diptera, Drosophilidae. The transcript has a single exon. Bases 46 to 882 code for a protein of 278 amino acids. Gene Ontology annotation, cellular component: mitochondrion. The record is from RefSeq and is a predicted model, not a curated record.